Molecule: messenger RNA, 915 nt
Organism: Colletotrichum spaethianum
Lineage: Eukaryota; Fungi; Ascomycota; Sordariomycetes; Glomerellales; Glomerellaceae
Exons: 2
Coding region: 1-915 (304 amino acids)
Source: RefSeq, a predicted model, not a curated record
AUGGCCACUGGCAGCACCGGGUGCUUGCCCGGCUUGGACGAUAUCAAUUACUUUGGCAUCGGUACGGGCGCAGAGCUUGCGGCGUCCAGCUACCAAAGCGCCAGGAGCCAAUCGCCUGGCGACUCAAGCAUCAAUCUAGAACUGAGAGGAGAAAUACGCGAAUUCCUGUACCGUCGACCCUCCAUCCAAGACCCACGCCUGCUGCGCUUUCGUCAUUCGGGUGCUCCGUCUCCGGAAUCGCUCUUGGCCGGCGACGAGACUGCAGUUGGAAAUGCCGUUCAGCAGGAAGAAGACGCACAGCAGGUGACACAGCCGAGUGACGACUACCCAGCAACGCCGGAAGCAUCCUCUUCCAGCAGCUUGCGGACGAUCACCACGUUCGCCGGACCCUUAAAGUCGUAUCUGGCGUGUCCUCAAACGCACGAGAAGCGGGCUUUAUCUCUGUUUCGUGAUGAUGACGAUGGCGAACAGGGUCCAGGCUCUUCAGACCGCGACUCCGUCGUCGUAAGCAAGAGAAGAGUGCCUAGCCUGUACAGACCCCCGAACCGAGACUGUUCCCCGCUCAAUGCUGCCGUAAGCGCCAAGAGCUCGAGGUUCGGACACAUGAUGGAGCGCUACUUGGCCUCUGAAGAUAUUCACGAAGACUUGGGAGACCAGUCAGGAGAAAUGGCCUCGAAAGAUGGGUAUGAAGAUAGCCCUGAGGUUCCAAGCCACAACUCCGAGGCAGCUCAGCCAUCGGGGGACGCUCCCUCUGCCCCAGGCCCGUCAAUACCAUUGUCGAUAAGUCAAACGGCAGAUGUCAUUGCCCCCAUUGCUGGAAUACUGGAUGGGCCCAUUGAAGUCGGAGAUGAUCGCCAUAGUGCUGAUUCAGCAAUAUCGGACAUGGAGGCAGACGAGCUCCAUCACCUGUUGUAA